AUGUCGCUACGCGUCGCGGCCGUGCAAGCGGCAGUGGACUUGGCGCACAUCAGCGAACUGGCGUAUCGCCGCUCCAGCAACCAGUCCUACCACGAACUGCUGACGGUCAAGCUGCGCCAGUUCCCCUACCCCACGUACCACGAGGACACCGACAACACCAUGUUCCUCGUAGGCUUGCGCUUCGGCGUCGCGUACGCGUGGCCCUUCUGCCUGGUCAUCACCCGGGCCAUCGAGGAGCGCCAGAGCGGCAUGCAGCUGUUCACGAAGCUGAUGGGCGUUCCGCGAACCUGGUUCUGGGUGAUCCAAUACAUUUGCGCCAUGUGUACAUGGACACUGAGCAGUGUGCUGGUGCUGGCCAUGAUGAGCCAAAUCAUCGGUCCUCAAGGAUUGGCCUUCAUAUUCCGCACCAACCCGACGGUGGUCUUCUCGGCCCUGCUCAUCUUCAACUCAGCAUAUGUCCUCAUCGGCCUCUUCACCUCGUUAUUCUUCAACACAGUGAGUCUGGGUCUGACGUGCGGCCUGAUCCUGUGGACGGUGUCUCUCUUGGGUCCCUUCCUAUCGCUGGAGUGGUCGGCGCGCACGGUGUCCGCCUACAUCGCGACCAAGGGCAGUUCCAAAAUAGCCGCCUCUGUGAUUCCCAUACACGGGCUGUAUUUCUUCUUCCGCAUUGUCGAGUUCUACGAGUCUUACGAUGUGGCGUUCGGAUGGCCCGCCAUCUACCGGAAGGCACUGGGUAGGGACAACGUGACUCCGUUCACCGUCCUGCUGUGCAUGGGUAUCAGCUCGUUCGUGUUCAGCGUCGCCAUCUGGUAUCUGGAGGCCGUGCUACCGUGGACCAACGUGGUGCCGCUGCCGCUCCACUUCCCCUUCAUGGCGAGCUACUGGAACGUGAUCGAGGAGGAGAUCAAGGUGGCUGGUAGCCAAGAGAGCAGCCACUCGCAGGAGGAAGGCGAAGAUAACUUCGAGGAAGAACCGCGCCAUCUGCUGCUCGUGCUCGAGACCAUCGAUCUGUGCAAGCUUUACCGCAAGAAAUUUGCGGUGGAUCACCUGAACAUGCGGCUUUACUACGGCCAGAUCUUUGUCCUGCUGGGUCACAAUGGCGCCGGCAAAACAACCAUCUGCAGCAUGCUCUCCGGGUUUUUGCGACCGACGUACGGCACUGCCAUCAUCGAAGGAUUCGACCUGAUCAAAAACCAUGACGACUCUCUGGAGAACGUCCGCGUUUGUCCUCAGAAGAAUAUGCUGUACGAAGACCUGACCGUCUACGAGCACCUUUACUUUUUCGCAAUCGUGCUAAUUCUGGAUGAGCCGACGGCUGGCCUCGACCCCCAGAGCCGCCACGAGAUGUGGGACCUGCUGCAGAAGAUGCGCCGUACGUGCACCAUUCUCCUGACAACGCACGACAUGGAAGAAGCAGACGUCGUUGGAGACCGAAUCGCCAUCCUCUCCGAGGGGACCAUACGCUGCUGCGGAUCGUCGCAGUUUCUCAAAAAUCGAUUUGGUACGGGCUACCAUCUGUUGAUCAGCAAGCGGGUGCGACAGUGCGACGUACAGGGCAUCGUGUUGGUGGUGAAAGCGUAUGUGCCCAAUGUCCAGCUGGUGUCCGAAAGCGCUGACAUGCUGCACCUCUCCCUUGGGGUGACCUCGUCCGAGGAACUCGUGGGCAUGUUCAAGGUGCUCGAACGCUUUCGUUUCAAGCUCGGCAUAGUGAAGAUGAGCGUCUCCGUCACAACCAUGGAAGACGUGUACCUCAGGAUCGCCAAUGAGCUGAUGGAAGAGCAGGCGGAGACCAUGGCAAGCGUGGCGAAGAAUCAGCCGGAGGAGCCGGUGGACUUGAACGAACUGCGCGCGAACUGCGACGGCUGCGUAUGGCGCACAUCGACGAUGCAGAAGGUGAUCGCACUUCUCCGUAAACGCAGCCAGUACGCCCGUCACCAGUGGCUCCUGCCGGUGCUGGGAAUAUUCGCGCCUGGAUUGAUGCUCGCGUUGCAGGGAUACCGAGAGAGCACCAGGGGAACGGCAGCGCUCUCCGUGAGGGACGUGUACUCGUACGACCUGAAAGCGAUGUACAAUUUCAGCGUCAGCGCUGUGAUCACGGCCGACGAUGACUCCGCGCUAGUUUCUCACUACUACCGUCAGUUCAUCGAGCAAAAGGGCGUCCCCUUGCUGCUGGAGAAGUUGCUGAACAAUGGCCUUUAG
Dermacentor andersoni is the source of this 2199-nucleotide messenger RNA. Lineage: Eukaryota; Metazoa; Arthropoda; Arachnida; Ixodida; Ixodidae. The record is from RefSeq and is a predicted model, not a curated record.